GCGAAGUGAACGCGUCGAGGCGAUUGGACGUUGGCCCACAAAAUCUAGCGGUGCCAGCCAACUUUUAACAUCACACCGAACUAGAUUUUUAGUUCAGUCGGUUAAAGUUUGUGCAGUUCUUGGACGGGCGUCAUGUGCAACGCUGUAUGCAAAUAAGAAGGUUGCAAAAUCUUACGAUUGACGCUUGUUUCCGUUGUUCAGUGACCGUUUUGCUAGUGAGGGGUGCCAUAUUGGGAUUUUAUUCCGUUUUGAGGAUGAUAAGGCACAGUUCGCACCAGGCCGCCAAUUGAAGAGGACUGAUUGAGGAAUUAUGAAGACUGACCAAACCUUGUGAACUGUGAUACCCAACUUGUGAUAUAUUUACUGUAGCUGUGAACUAAACUAUCAAAAACCAUGGAUUUCCUUUCGGACUUCGACGAGAAGCUGGCCGAAAACGACACCUACGACAUCAAGUUCGGCUCGAAGAUACAGAGGAAGGGCAAGAUUUUCUCGUACACCUUCUGGAGGACGGAAGUCGACAACGAGAUCUUCUGGAGCGUGCAAGGCAACAAGAACGACGGGGCCGCGUGGAUUUACACACAGUAUUUCGGGCCGCCGGAGGAGGCCAAACGCUACCAACAAGAAGUUAUACUCCACCAUCCGACUGAGAAGAAGAUCAAGCUGAUUUAUGCCGCCCUCUGCACCGAAGGCAUGAACUGCAUCAAGAUUUCCAGGGAGAUCGUGCAGCACUUCAAGGACCACAACAACGACUUCAAUUUCGAAUUCAGAUUAGUGAAGCUGAAGAGAAGACCUUAUCCUCAGAGGAUGUUGUGAAUUUGCGGCGGUGGAACGCCGUAUUAGGAAAUGGGAACCUUCCUGGAUUAGUGAUAUGUGAAAGGGAAGUUUUCAUUUUCCGGCUGACUUGGUCAAAAGUACUUGUAUUUUUUUAAUACUAGUCAAAAGGGUUGUUCUCUGUCGAAGAAACUUACAUUUUGACUAGAGCCAUAUUUUAUUGUUUUAUUGGUACUUUUGAUCAGGAAUCGAGUUGAAGUGUCUAUUUUAGAUAUGUGAUGAUUUUAAAACGUAUGUAAACAAGAAGAAAACUAAAAGUUAUAGUUUAGGAUGAGUUAGUUCAUAACACGAUGUACAGAUUGAUUUUUAUACUAAAAUGAAUGUGUGUCCAAAAUAAUCUGCAAUUUUAUAAAUUAACCAAAAAAUGUAUAAAUGUUUAUGUCAUAGAGUAUAUUCAUAAUUUUAAUUAAACUUAUGUUAUAUACAAAGAUAUAGUAAUUCAUAUGUCUAUACUAAAUGUACUUGUUUAGUAUGGUUCUAUUUGUAUUCAAUAUACAAGGUAUUGUUAGAAUUAGGAUUUACCAAUUUUUGAAUGAGUGUUAUAAUCUCGUAUCAGUUUUGUUUAAUAAGUGACGAUCAUAUUAUCGUAAAAAAUACUAUUGCUAGGUUAAUAUCUCAUUUAUAGGUUAUAUUGAUUUUAUGUGUAUUUGUAAUUACAAAGACUUAUUUAUUAUUUGAAACAAUGUACUUAAUUGAAGCUGAAUAAAUAAAAUUUCCUGGGAAAA
Molecule: messenger RNA, 1556 nt
Organism: Aethina tumida (small hive beetle)
Lineage: Eukaryota; Metazoa; Arthropoda; Insecta; Coleoptera; Nitidulidae
Exons: 2
Coding region: 394-813 (139 amino acids)
Source: RefSeq, a predicted model, not a curated record